Lodderomyces beijingensis is the source of this 807-nucleotide messenger RNA. The record is from the annotation of a GenBank genome assembly. Lineage: Eukaryota; Fungi; Ascomycota; Pichiomycetes; Serinales; Debaryomycetaceae.
AUGACUACGAAUCACAGACCACAGCUAGAAGCAAAAAAAGGCAGACGGCUCAAUAUCCAAGGGUCGAUAGUCCACGCGAGAGCAUUGCCACAGCAGCAAAAGCUAAAAUACAGAUCAGAUAUACCAAAGGAGAAGUUUACUCGAGCAGUACAGGAGUUGAAACACGAGCAAAAUGGCACUCAUCCGCCACCGCUGCUGCUGCUACUGCUGAAGAAGAAGCGUUUACUUGUAGGUUACGCCAGCAGCGAUGACGAAGACGACGACCACGUGCAAACGCGAACCAAAGCGAACGACGACUUGAAAAAGAGCGACCAGAUCGAUGAUGGCUCGAUUAGACUCGAUGCCAUGCGGGAUGAGCACAAGUUGAAGAAACCGAAAGUCGAGUCGCUGGAUACCAUAUCAACUUCCAAAUCAGGUGCUGCGCUGCCGUCAGUUGCGGAUCCAGCUAGUGAUUCAGACUCAGACUCAAACGAUGACAACGAUGAUGAUGAUGAUGAUGCGGAGGAGACAGCGGCGCUCGUGGCCGAGAUCAACAAGAUCAAGCAACAAAAAUCGUCAGCGGUGCGGGAACGAGCCCAACCCAAGGAGAACACGCUAGCUGCAUUAAUGCACAGGAUAGAGACAUCUAAAGCUGAGCCCGAGCCCGAGAACAAAAACACAAACAAGCCCCCGAGUUCAAACUGGCGAGAUACGCCGUUUAGAUUUAAACGAACUAGCGGCGACGCAAGCACGCUGCAGCGAGAUUUCACCACGGAGACCCUCAAGUCCAAGUCUCAUCGCGAGUUCCUUUCAAAAUUCGUGGGAUAA